Messenger RNA from Mercurialis annua (annual mercury), 682 nucleotides. Its product is annotated as MLP-like protein 328. The transcript has 2 exons. The record is from RefSeq and is a predicted model, not a curated record. Gene Ontology annotation, biological process: defense response. NCBI's taxonomy places the organism in Eukaryota, Viridiplantae, Streptophyta, Magnoliopsida, Malpighiales, Euphorbiaceae. The coding region runs from base 44 to 493 and encodes 149 amino acids.
UAUUAUCUUUUGUGAUUAGUAAAAUUUGAAAUAUAAGAAAAGAAUGGUUGAAAAGAUAGAGACGGUCCUAGAACUGAGUUGUACUCCUCAGCAAUUCUUCAACGUAUGGAAAAACGAAGCUCACCAGAUUCCGAAUCAUACUCCGACGAACAUACAUGCUGUUCAUUGUCAUGAUGGUGAUUGGGAGACUGUUGGAUCUCUCAAGGUCUGGAAGUGUACUAUUGGUGGGAAAAGUGAGAUGUUCAAAGAGCAGAUAGAAGUAGAUGAAGAACAAAUGAAAGUAUGUCUGGUCGGAGUUGAAGGAGAUGUGAUGGAAUCUUACAAGGUCUUCAAGCCAACUUAUUACCUUGCACCUAAAGGUGAAGGCUGUUUGGCCACAUGUGUCAUUGAAUACGAGAAGAUGAAUGACUCUGUCCCACCUCCGGAUAAGUACAUGGAAUUCAUGAUCAUUGUCACUCAAGAAAUUGCUGAUGGCCUUGCUCCCAAAAAAUAACUAUACAAUACAAAUGCUUAAUUAUUAUAUAAUAUGAUCAGUACGUAUCUUAUGUGUGUUUUAAAAGAUUUGGCUUCAAAUUAUCAGUGAGUUAAUUAAUUGCUCUAUGGUUUAUGUAAUUAUGUAUUAUGUUUGAUUGUAAUUAUACUGGUUUCUUUGCAAUAAAAUUAUAUAUGUUUGUGUGUUAAA